CGCCUAGCAGGUUAUGUCAGACAGUAGCCUACUUCCUUAUUGGAAGUGAGAAAGUACCUCUUAUUUUAGGACAGUAAGCAACGUUUUCAGAAAAGAUACGGCGUAGCUACUCUUUAAAGUCCAAAAAUGUCCAAACCGCCUCCCAAGCCAGCCAAACCAGGUAAGUAUUCGAUUAACUGCGUGAUAAUUAGCUAGAUAACGUUAAGCUAACUAGCUACUUCCUCUCCCGUCCGGCAUCAAGCAAGUGUAACACACCUAGCGAGCGAACUAGCUAGCCAAAUGCUUGACCAGUGAUCUCCUUGAAUAAUUGAACAUUUCAGUGAGAUUUCAGUUGUCUCUGUCCUCUUCUCACCGUGGUCCUUCUGUGCGUAGUUAUGUGGCCGCUAUUGUCUAACUUUACGAAGUAGCUAGAUCCAAAGUUAGCUAGUUAGAUGUAGAUCCCAUGGCUAGGUCAUCAUGGCUUAUGUGACUUCCCCAUUUCACAGAAGUGUAUGUCAGGCAAUGGUUGCAGUCCCAUCCCAAAGGCUUCCAGAAUGUUGUGUGGAGUUGUUUUGCUUAAGCCAAUGUUAUACAUUUUAUAUUGGUAGCUACAUAUUGCAUAUUGGUUCUGUCUACUGGAAAUCUGCCCCCCAGUAUAUGUGUGAAAUGCCACAACUGGUUGAACACGGCACCUGUAUAAUUACAACCAGUUAGCAAGACUGAGUUGCCUAGUUUCAUUUAGCAGACGCUCUUAUCCAGAACGACUUACAGGAGCAAUUAGGCUUAAGUGCCUUGCUCAAGGGCACAUCGACAGAUUUUUCACCUAGUCGGCUCGGGGAUUAUAACCAGCGACCUUUCGGUUACUAGCACAACGCUCUUAACUACUAAGCUACCUGCCGUACUAGUUCUGACUAGUACGUGAACGCGGCAUUAGAGAUGUCGACGAUGAGCAUGACGUGUCUCCUAUGUAACGCCCGGUAUCCCAAAAUAUAUCGUAAGGCUAAAUUCAUCGUUAGAACCUGUGUAGGAGCAUAGCUAAAUCGAGCUGUUUCCCAAAACCAUCUUUAUUAAAGUUGCACUUGAAAACGCUCGUAAUCUAACGCCUGCCUCAGACCAGUCGUAUAACAGCAACGUUCGUCUUUAGAAGCUUUUUGCCCUUCCACGUCACCUUAUACACAGAAGAUCUUCGCUAAACAUACAACCAUAUGGUUUAACUGUCUCUCUGUGACCGCCGAUAACUUCAGAACAAAGUUGACUACAAAUACAAAGUUGCCAAUGGGCGUAUUCGAUUAUGCUAAGCCGCGGGACACCGGUCUAUGGCCCGUGACGUCAACGGGCAAAAGCAGUGAGUGAGGAGCGCCCAUCUCAAAUCAAAUACAAUUUUAUUUGUCACAUGCGCCGAAUACAACAGGUGUAGCCCUUACCGUGAAAUGCUUACUUACAAGCCCUUAACCAACAAUGCAGUUUUAAGAAAAUAGAGUUAAGAAAAUAUUUACUAAAUAAACCAAAGUUUAAAAAAAAAAAGUAACACAAUAAAAUAAAAAAUGAGCCUAUAUACAGGGGGUACCGGUACCGAGUCAAUGUGCAGGGGUACAAGUUAGUCGAGGUAAUAUGUACAUGUAGGUAAGGGUAAAGGGACUAUGCAUAGAUAAUAAACAGCGUGUAGCAGCAGUGUAAUUUUCUUUUUUGAAAGUAGUCCGGGUAGCCAUUUUCAUUAAUUGUUCAGCAGUCUUAUGGCUUGGGGGUAGAAGCUGUUAAGUAGCCUUUUCGACCUAGACUUGGCGCUCCGGCACCGCUUGCCGUGCGGUAGCAGAGAGAACAGUCUAUGACUGGAGUCUUUGAAAAAAUGUUGGGCCUCCCUCUGACACAGCCUAGUAUAGAGGUCCUGGAUGGCAUGAAGCUUGGCCCCAGUGAUGUACUGGGCCGUACGCACUACCCUCUGUAGCGCUUUACGGUCGGAUGCCGAGCAGUUGCCAUACCAGGCGGGGAUGCAACCGGUCAGGAUGCUCUCGAUGGUGCAGCUGUAUAACUUUUUGAGGAUCUGGGGACCCAUGCCAAAUAUUUUCAGUCUCGAGGGGGAAUAGACGUUGUCGUGCCCUCUUCACGACUGUCUUGGUGUGUUUGGACCAUUAUAGUUUGUUGGUGAUGUGUACACCGAGGAAUUUGAAGCUCUCGACCCGCUCCACUACAGCCCCAUCGAUGUGAAUGGGGGCGUGUUCAGCCCUCCUUUUCCUGUAGUCCAUGAUCAGCUCCUUUGUCUUGCUCACGUUGAGGGAGAGGUUGUUGUCCUGGCACCACACUGCCAGGUCUCUGACCUCCUCCCUAUAGGCUGUCUCAUCGUUGUCGGUGAUCAGGCCUACCACUGUUGUGUCGUCAGCAAACUUAAUGAUGGUGUUGGAGUCGUGCUUGACCACGCAGUCGUGGGUGAACAGGGAGUACAGGAGGGGACUAAGCACGAACCCCUGACGGGCCCCUAUGUUGAGGAUCAGCGUGACAGAUGUUGUUGCCUACCAUUACCACCUGGGGGCGGCCUGUCAGGAAGUCCAGGAUCCAGUUGCAGAGGGAGGUGUUUAGUCCCAGGGUCCUAAGCUUAGUGAUGAGUUUUGUGGACACUAUGGUGUUGAAGGCCGAGCUGUAGUCAAUGAACAAUAAUCUGCGCCACUUGGUCAUGACAUCAACAAGGCAGCAUAUGGUGCAGGGCUCUUUUCCAUAAAAUAUGUUUACAUUUUCAAAAUGUAAACAUAUUUUGGUUGCGGCUAUAUACAUCGUAUCAGUUCUCUCUGCGUGGUGUUUGGGGAAACGCAUGCUACAUCUUCGACCAUUGUAGGAGAGAUGCAUCAUUAAACACGCGUAAGCCUAAGGUCCAUUACACAGCUCUGCAAGCAUUAUAUAUAAUGUGAAAAUACGUUUGCUACAGUGGAUUUUGACCGGAGGUGGCACCUACUCUUGACAACGCUUCGCACCAACACUUCGCUUUACAUUUGCAUAAAGUAGAGCUCAACUUUUUCUACUGCUCCGCUAGCAGGGUUCUCGCCGCUCACCUUCCCCCGCACAUUUCUCCACGUGCCCUCAUUGAAAAUGAAUGGGGGUGGAACUUCUCCUGCUGAAUUCGCUGUUAGUGAAAACCCUACGUUACUCACCAAAUAUGGAGUUUCGCAGAGCAAUUAUCUUCAUUUACUCCCAUUACGGCCGGUAUGUACUUCCAAAAAAGGUCAAAAAAAUAAAUAUAUAUAUAUAUAAGCAACUGAAAAAAUGGCUCUUCAGCACCUCCAAUGUAUUGAGCUGUUGUAAACUUCCAACUCCAUAUUUGGUGAGCAACGAAAGUAUUUUAACAUUCUAACGCUUGCAGAGCUGUCUAAUAGGAGUUUGAAUCAGAGCUUCCUGGGCGUUAGAGGAGACACAUCAUACUCAUCGUCAACAUCUCUAACGCACAGAUACUGGGGCACUGGAAACCCAGUGGUCUGCUAUGCUUCCAUGGUGGUAACAUGCACAGAGCAGUUGAUCCCUUUACAUUUUAAAAACUCACUCACCAAUGGGUUGCUUUUAGUUUUUCCAAUUUUUCACCUUUUAAUUUGAGAUUGUUACAAACAUGAAGACUGUCAUUCUGAUAUAGACCUACCUUUUGUGGGUUUUUUCCUAAACCAGGAAUGAACCAUUCCUGAAAUACAGAGCAAAGCUGCUUAGCCCCCCCACCCAGACUGUGAGGCUGAGUGUACUGUGGAUGGGCUAGUCAGCACAGGCCCCAGAGUUUCACAGGGGCAGGAUGGGGCCUGUAGAACCACUCUGGGAACAGAGCUGAAUAGAGCAGGGUUUGUCUAUGAACUCAACUGCAGCUUCUCACUGGAACAGUGUGUGGCUCAGUCAGGGUGUAUACAGAGUGAAAAUCUCUGGUGCAUUUCCAUACAGGAUUUAUCCCAGUGUUUUACCCUAAAGGCUCAGACUUUUCUGUUUCCAUCUACGUGGGCCAGCACCCAUGUCUCAACUGGGACAUAGCUCCGGCGGACCUGCUCUCACUUGGGGCCAAAGCCAGGCCACUGGUACUUUUCAGCUUUCAUUUACAUAAUGGCUAACUGUGAACUAUAACGCCUUCUCACAAAGUGUUUUAAUUAUGCAGAGGUUGUUGAUUCUGCUCUUCACAAGUCCUCACUGUUAGCCCUAGCUAUGGCAACACAAUUUCCCUAGUAUAACAUAAGGGUGUAUAUGUAUAGAAGCAUGCAUACCCCUGUGUUUUCAAGUCCCCAAUUGAUUCCCAUUUCUGCAUAAACAGUGUUUCUUUAAGCCUGGGUCAUGUUCAUUUGAUGUUUCUUAUUGGACAAGAAGGCCUGGAGGUAGUCCCUCCCAGUUACACUCAGUUUUGUGCCUAAUUAUUAUUAUAUUUUAUUUUUUUACCUUUUUAACUAGGCAAGUCAGUUAUGCAGUUAAGAACAAAUUCUUAUUUACAAUGACGGCCUACACCGGCCAAACCCAGACGACGCCCAGACGCUGGGCCAAUUGUGCACCGCCCUAUGGGACUCCCAAUCACGGCCGGUUGUGAUACAGCCUGGAAUCGAACCAGGGGGUCUGUAGUGACGCCUCAAGCACUGAGCCUUAGACCACUGCGCCACUCGGGAGCCCAAUGAACACAACCCUGGUUUCUCUGUGCCUAUGAACUAGUUUAGCUUUCUCUCAACACCACUCUGGUAACAUACCACCCCUGGGAUUGAGACAAGCUAGAACAGUGUGUCUUCAGGGGCCCUUAGGCCAUGUAGCCUUGGAGUGUGUGGACGAGGACCCAAUGUCUGCUGACUGUGUGAAUGGAUCUGAUAGAACAAAAUCUGAAAUGUGGAAACAUUUGUGUGAUAGCCUGUCUGGAUCUUUUUCUGUGUGAUGCGCUGCACAGUUGUAUAGAUUCAAACUCAUGUCCGUUUCCCUCUGUCUGUUCUCUCAUAGGCCAGGUCAAGGUCUUCCGAGCCAUGUUCACCUUUGACCCCCGAACGGUUAGUGUUUAUUUUCCUAAUGGUUUGUCUAGUCCCUUCACUUCGCCUCACACCAAUCCAAAUUAAAAAUGGUAUUUGUUUUUUUUUGCUUUUCAGCCAGAUGAGCUCUUCUUUGAAGAGGGAGACAUCUUGUAUAUCUCUGAUACGGUAAGUUACUGUUAGCAGCCCUUUCUGUCCGCCUGUCCACUUUUCUCCCUUUCUCUCUUUUACUCAUUUAUUCUGUGUCUGUGGCCCUCUCUCUGUUUUUUUUCCCCUCACCUUUUCCUCGAUCCCCCACUUCUUUUUCCUCCUCUUGUCUUUCCUGUAUCCCAUUCUCUUUUUCUCUUUCUCGUUUGUCUUUUCUCUCACCUCAGAGAUACUGGAUGCAAGCAUUCUGUAUUGCCAUUGGCUCUCACUGCCUGUCUGUCAUCCUUAGAGUGACAGCAAUUGGUGGAAGGGAACCUGCAGGGGAAGAACUGGCCUCAUCCCAAGCAAUUAUGGUGAGUAGACAAACCAUAACACUGUAUGUGAUUGUCAUAUGGCUAGUUGCACAGUAAGGUUGAAGUUGUAUCACAAUAGAGGUGCCCAUCCAUGUUAGUAAAUGCAUUAUUCCAUCAACUUGUCUUUAGAUGGAGAAAACCGGUUCUCUGUGUUUGAUCAUGUUGCCAAAACCUUUCUCUGUAGGCAUUGUAGGCACCCCUUAAUACCGGGGUCUCCAACCCUGUUCCUGGAGAGCUACCAUCCUGUAGGUUCACUCCAACCCUAAUCUAGCACACCUGAUUCUAAUAAUUAGCUGGUUGAUAAGCUGAACAAGGUUAGUUACAACUGGGGUUGGAGCGAAAACAUACAGGAAGGUAGCUCUCCAGGAACAGGGUUGUACACCCCUGCCUUAAUAGAUGAAUGCCCUAACUAUGGUUUUCAAAGGAGCAUGUUGCUCUCUUGAAAUCACUCUUUGCUGUCCGACUUCCUCAACCCACAGUGGCCGAGCAGGCAGAGUCCAUUGACAACCCAAUGCACGAGGCAGCUAAACGAGGUGAGUCACCAAAAGAGGCCUGCUGCGUCACUCACUCUUCCCAAUUAGCAAAUAUUGUGCACCACACCACCAACAAUCUAAACCUACUAUAUAGUCCAAUAACAAACUCUACAUUUUGAUUGUUGUUUGUUUGCUAUACACCUUCUAUAACCUGUAUGAAUUUGAAUGGUGUGAUGCUUGCUUCAUUUGCAUACAGAUGUUUAUUUGUGUGUAUUUACACUUUUGCGUCUGCGAUUUGCAGGGAAUCUGAGUUGGCUAAGGGAGUGUCUGGAGAACAAAGUGGGAAUUAAUGGACUGGACAAAGCUGGGAAUACUGCCCUCUACUGGGGAUGCCACGGAGGACACAAAGGUAACAGAUCAUCUACUACACACACACCUCAACACAUGCAUCGUUCACUCCGUGAUAUGCGAAUACAGAAUGCACAGACGCAUGCACUCACUCAUACAUGCGCCGACGCGCACACACACUCAGCUUUUUUUCUUGAAUGACAGAGCAAAUGCAUGUCAGCCUGCACACACAUACACACACACACUGUUGUGAGAUGAAUGACAGUGUUAUGUUGUGUUUUUGUGACAGAUGUGGUGGAGAUCUUGCUGGGGCAGUCUAGCGUUGAGUUGAACCAGCAGGUGAGAAGAACCGUUUACAAUUUUGGAAAAUGCGGUUUUAGGCAAAUUGUUAUGACUGAUUUUUUUUUUUUUAUGCGAUUGAUGCAUACAGUAUUAAAGUCUAAAGACUCUAUUUAGACUCUUAAGUCCAGGACUAGAUUAACUAAAAAAAAUGUCUUUCAAAAGGGAUUAUUUUAUUGAGCAUGCAUUUUAGUCCAGGACUAGGCUUAAUCUGUGUCCUGGAAACUAUCUCUAUAUGAUGAGGAUUAUGCUAUGAUGUGAUGGGUAAGGUCUUUGAUUAACAUGUGGGCUGUUCUGUUCCGCUGCAGAAUAAACUGGGAGACACUGCGCUGCAUGCUGCCGCCUGGAAGGGAUACUCAGACAUAGUGGAGAUGUUACUGAAUAAGAGUAAGUCCAUCUACUUUUCAUUUCAAGUUCCAUAUAUAUAUAUUUUUGCUCUCUUUCCCAGUUUCGUUUCCCAUCUCUGUGUGUGUAUGAGCCAGGGUUGGGGUCAGUUCACAAAUUGACUGACUUCCAUUUAGAAUUGACCACAACCCUGGUAUGAGCAUGUCUGGUUGUUUUUCAUUUUCUAUAUUUGUGUUUAUUUCUGUAUUUGUGUUUCAGAUGCCAGGAUGGAUAUUAAGAACAACGAGAAGAAGCUGGCUCUGGAGAUGGCCACCAAUGCCCAGUGUGCCUCUCUCAUCAAGAGGAAACAAGGAGGCAGUGAGUCAUUUAGGCCAGAAGGUGGAAGCCUUACGCCAUUUUGGGUCGGUUUCCCGGACACUGAUAAAGCCCUAGUCCCGGGACUCAAAAGCGCUUUCAAUGGGGAAUCUCUAUUGCACAUGUUUCUUAGUCCAUGACCAGGCUUAAUCUGUAUCUGGGAAACAGGCCUUUAUUGUCACACAGUCAAUCAGGUUGAUUGACUGUUCAUGAUAAUUUCUCAUUUAGUCACGUUCAUUUAUAUGCUUUGGUGCUUAUUUUUCACCAUGUUCAUUUAUAGAUUUAACUUGCUAAGUAAGGCAUUUCAUGCAUUUCAAUAACACUACUCAGAAUGCAAGAUGCCAAAACGAGGAACCCCCAACAAAGAACUGUACAGUCCAGUCCAUACUGGAUCAUAGUUGUACUUUUUCCCUCAUGAGUCCCUAAAUAGAGGAAAUGUUUUUUAAUUCCAUGAAAUGUAAUUGAAUAUCCUACCACUGUUACUGGCCUAAGCUCUUCCUUCCUAUUUGUUCUAUUACAGAUAUCACACGUACACACAGCAAUGCCGAUGAAUACCUUGACGACGAAGACUCUGACUGAUUCCCCCCUUUCGGAGUGGUCUAUCUCAGGCCUGUCUCUCAUGUGAUGGGGGGAGUUUGGGG
Coregonus sp. 'balchen' is the source of this 7934-nucleotide messenger RNA. The record is from the annotation of a GenBank genome assembly. Lineage: Eukaryota; Metazoa; Chordata; Actinopteri; Salmoniformes; Salmonidae.